GAAAAAUUUCGUUUUGAGACGCAAGCAACAACCACUUACUAGUCCCAGACGUACAACACCCUACUUACGAAACUUUCCCUAUCCAAGAUUACAUUGAAGUUUCGCCGUCAAGAUGACCAAGGGAACUUCUAGCUUCGGAAAGCGUCACAACAAGACGCACACUUUGUGCCGACGAUGUGGUCGUCGAUCUCUUCACAUCCAGAAGCAUACCUGCUCUGCCUGCGGAUAUCCCUCCGCUAAGAUCCGAAAGUACAACUGGAGCGAGAAGGCCAAGCGCAGAAAGACUUCCGGUACUGGUCGCAUGCGUUACCUCGGCGACGUCUCCCGCAGAUUCAAGAACGGCUUCCGAACCGGCGUGCCCAAGGACGCAAGAGGACCAGUUGCGAAAUAAGGCUUUCUCACCAGGAGAAGGAGUAGAUGAGGGCAUUGGCGUGGCAAGGGAACGGUGUUUCUGACAUUUGGGCUGGCUCGUCACGGAUUCGUACAUAUUCUGAGUUCGGCGGAAAUGUAAUGCUAGCAUUUCCGAACAAAAUGGCAUCAUGAUCUCACAUGUUUGACGAGGGUUUCUAAUUGUUUACCUGGCGAGUAACCGCUCGUCCCCUGUAGGCCUUUAGGAUGCCUAUCGGUCUGGGAGAGAUGAGUUUUAUAGCGGGAUCCAGUUCGAUCUUAGGAGUAGGCUUCUAGACCUAAUCGCAUGAAACUAUCUUGUCUGACCGAGC
Molecule: messenger RNA, 719 nt
Organism: Daldinia caldariorum
Lineage: Eukaryota; Fungi; Ascomycota; Sordariomycetes; Xylariales; Hypoxylaceae
Product: ribosomal protein L37e
Exons: 5
Coding region: 113-391 (92 amino acids)
Biological process (GO): translation
Cellular component (GO): ribosome; cytosolic large ribosomal subunit
Molecular function (GO): RNA binding; structural constituent of ribosome
Source: RefSeq, a predicted model, not a curated record